Molecule: messenger RNA, 2472 nt
Organism: Leishmania braziliensis MHOM/BR/75/M2904
Lineage: Eukaryota; Euglenozoa; Kinetoplastea; Trypanosomatida; Trypanosomatidae
Product: cell division cycle protein-like protein
Exons: 1
Coding region: 1-2472 (823 amino acids)
Cellular component (GO): cytoplasm
Molecular function (GO): ATP hydrolysis activity; ATP binding
Source: RefSeq, a predicted model, not a curated record
AUGGCGGGCUUCACCGACGCAUUGGUGCUCGAGGCACCCGUACUCUGGUGGCCAUCAAUGGGCGACUUGCCUCGCUACCCGAUUGACGACCAGCGGUCAUUUGUGGCAGCCAUCGUGGAGGCAGCGAUGCCCUGGACGCAGGACACAUGCACGUCAAAGGGUGCCGCGAUUCGCACGUUGGGCCUCUCACGUCUGGGCCGCAGCGUCAUGAUAACGGCUGAAUGGGGCUGCCUCGACGAUAUUAACGCGGACCGAUUCCCAUUUGUUAAGGUUUGGAACCCGCUUCAAGGGUGCCCCGUGUACCUGCCAGUAAGCGUGGAGGCUGGGCUAGGGUUACUGGCCAGUGUACACCGCGGUGGCGAGAAUGGGAGUGGUACCGCAUUCUUGACUGCUCUGGAUUUACGUCAGUUGACUCUCGAUGAGCGAGUGCGCCUGACGCACCGCUCGCUUCGUGAGAUACUGAGCCAACACUGCUGCUCACGUACGGCCUUUCUGACCCGUAUGCAACGAUGCGCCCAACAGAAAGAAGAGUAUGUGCUGCUUCACCGCGCUCUCAAGCAGGCCCACGCCACGGCGCUUAAAUAUUUGAACCGAGCAGCGCAGGCCAUGGAUGGAAUCCUCGCCGGCGACUGUGGUUCACCCAAGCAGGCUGGUAUCUCUUCCACCUCCCUGUCGUCGCUCCUGUUCACUGGUGACACGCCAAGUCAGCAGCACCUGCUGCGUCUCCUGCAGACCACCACACCGUCAGUCGUCCAGGUAUCAAGCACGCAGGUGUUUGUGCUGGAGGCUCGUAGCCUCAACCUGGCAGAGGCACUGACUCUCCCCGAGCUUGAGGCGUUGGAGGUGGUGGAGGCGGUGCUGCGGCCACCUCCGUUGUGUGCCUCCGCUACCACUUUCUCUCGCACAGCACCGCCCUCGUCGCUAAGCACGGUGCAUAUUUCCCCAUGUCUGCUUGUCGUUAUGAAGUCUCUGCACCUGUUGGAGGCAAACGCAAACUCUCUCGUGGCCAGCGUGACGCACCAGCUGUGCGUGUGCCUAGACGCACUGCAUGCCGGUCCUGUACCGGCUCUCAUUUGGUCUUUCACAGAGGAUGUGCGCGACAUACCGCCGGCACUGCUCGCGCGCGUAGGAGCACAAUACGAGCGGCUCGCUACAACCACGGCUGAGGACCGCACCGCCUACCUGACGCGCCGCGUGACGCGCCUGCCAUUGGCCUUGUCGCUGCCGCAAGCCGUAUGUCACACGGCCGCCGUUUCAGUGGCCGAAAGCACUGCUCACUGGACGGUGGAUCAACUUGUGCGACUGCGCGAUGCGGAUCUUGUCCUUAUGCUUCCCUCCAUCCCUGUUCCUACCGAGAAGGUGAGCGAUGGCGCCUCAGGCCUAAGUAUGCGCCCACACGAGCAACAGAAAAGAGGCGUGGAAGUGCAAGAGGUGCAGGGUGGUGUACCUGCCACUUCAACUACCGCGAUGGUUGCACGGCGUCCAGAACCUCCGCCGUUUGACGUGUACAGCCGCCUCUACGGUAUCGAGGAGGCAAUAUGCACGGUGGAGGAGCUGAUAGUGUGGCCGCUGACGCAUCUUCUUCUCUUGCGCGAACUGGCGAUUCCCUGCGCGACGGGUGUCCUUCUCUGCGGGCCCAGCGGCUCCGGCAAGACAGCGCUCCUCUCCUGUCUCAGGCGACGGCUGCAGCUGCCAGACGCGCGACACAUCCACGUCAUGUCCGUGGACGGACUCUCCCUCAUUCAAAAGGAGGUCGGACACUCCGAGAAGAACAUCGCACAGCUCUUCAGCACCGCGCGCUCACUUGCGCCGGCGGCGCUCUUCAUUGACAACCUCGACUCUCUGGCCCCACCACGGGGGCGUACCACGGCAGAAACGAACACAACCGCCGAUCGCACACUUAGCACCCUCCUCACGCAGAUGGACGGCGUCGGCGGUGGGCAGGCAGACCGCAUCGUCGUCGUUGUUGCCUCGGCACCGUCCAUCGCCACGCUCGACCCGGCCGUGUGCCGUCCUGGGCGGUUGGACGUGCACGUGCAGCUGACCUCCCCGCCCACGAGUGCCUCAGCUGCCUUCAUGAAACGCCGACUUCGGGAAUUUGUGAGUCACAUGCAGCGAAGGCGUCAGUCUGACGGUUCACGAGUUAUCGAGAAUGAAGCAAGAGUUGCGAUGCUGGAGGUACUUGAGGAGGUCGAUCAGCUUGUGGAUGAGUACGUUGCCAGCGUCACAGCGAACGUGGGAAGCAGCGCAGAGGGUGACGCAGCGCUGCCACCGCGGCCAUCCCUCUCCCCAGCUGAGGUGACGGCAGCAAUACGUGAGGUGAUGCUAACUACCAUCGCGCGAAUUAAGCGAGAUGACGAUCCUACGCAACAUUCCGUGACUCCAUCGUCUAACACACAAGUGGUGGACAGAAGCAGCGAUGUGGCGCGCGCCGUACGAGACGCCGUCCGCCACCUUUACGCUGCAGCUUAA